This is a messenger RNA of Emiliania huxleyi CCMP1516, 609 nucleotides long. RefSeq lists its product as hypothetical. The coding region runs from base 1 to 609 and encodes 202 amino acids. Lineage: Eukaryota; Haptophyta; Isochrysidales; Noelaerhabdaceae. The record is from RefSeq and is a predicted model, not a curated record. The transcript is spliced from 3 exons.
AUGCCGAUUACAUCUAAGCAGGCGAUCGCAGCGGGCAAGGCUAUGUACGAUGCCGACGACGACAACUAUUUCGACCCCAUGGACAUGCGCGGUAUCGGCUGGGACGAUAUUUGCGAGGAGCUCGAGGGCGCGGAGCUGCGCGACAUGGAGAACGCGAUUCGCCAGUACGAAGAUAUGGCCUAUCGUACGAACGGCGACGCGACCGAGGCCGCGCACUUUUUCAACGGAUAUCUCAAACUCGCUGAAGACAAGCGCAAGAAGCAGUGCCGGUGCGACCUCACUCAGCGACUAGGGCGUGCCCUCGAUGAGGAGGAUGCAGUCAUGCUGCUGCGCUCGUCCUCCUACUUUGAGCGCUCGCCAGCGUUGCUGGCUGCGACUGAGGCGCGGCGCGAUGCGCUCGAGGCAUCGGUGGCGGACCUGCUCGGCACCGCGUGGCGAGGCAUCGAGAGCCUCCUCCACGACUCGCUCUCCACCCUCGCAGAGCGAGUAGAGCACGCCGCGCGCGAGGAGCUCUCCGAGCGGGGAGCACGUCUCGAGGCGGGCAUCGAAGCGACGCGACGGACGGCCGAGCUACGCGAGCGGCAGGAAUGCGUGGUGACAGAGAUGUGA